Phacochoerus africanus (Common warthog) is the source of this 6832-nucleotide messenger RNA. It is a transcript of the gene KCNA1, whose product is annotated as potassium voltage-gated channel subfamily A member 1. Gene Ontology annotation, molecular function: protein binding; delayed rectifier potassium channel activity. The record is from RefSeq and is a predicted model, not a curated record. NCBI's taxonomy places the organism in Eukaryota, Metazoa, Chordata, Mammalia, Artiodactyla, Suidae. Bases 48 to 1535 code for a protein of 495 amino acids. Gene Ontology annotation, biological process: protein homooligomerization; potassium ion transmembrane transport. Gene Ontology annotation, cellular component: membrane; juxtaparanode region of axon; paranode region of axon. The transcript has a single exon.
CCCCGGGUCUCCCGCUGCCGCCGCCGCCGCCGCCCCCGGCUUCCACCAUGACGGUGAUGUCGGGAGAGAACGUGGACGAGGCUUCGGCCGCCCCAGGCCACCCCCAGGACGGCAGCUACCCGCGGCCGGCCGAGCACGACGACCACGAGUGCUGCGAGCGCGUGGUCAUCAACAUCUCCGGGCUGCGCUUCGAGACGCAGCUCAAGACGCUGGCGCAGUUCCCCAACACGCUGCUGGGCAACCCUAAGAAACGCAUGCGCUACUUCGACCCCCUGAGGAACGAGUACUUCUUCGACCGCAACCGGCCCAGCUUCGACGCCAUCCUCUACUACUACCAGUCCGGGGGCCGGCUGCGGAGGCCGGUCAACGUGCCGCUGGACAUGUUCUCCGAGGAGAUCAAGUUUUACGAGCUGGGUGAGGAGGCCAUGGAGAAGUUCCGGGAGGACGAGGGCUUCAUCAAGGAGGAGGAGCGCCCCCUGCCCGAGAAGGAGUACCAGCGCCAGGUGUGGCUGCUCUUCGAGUACCCCGAGAGCUCGGGGCCCGCCCGGGUCAUCGCCAUCGUCUCGGUCAUGGUCAUCCUCAUCUCCAUCGUCAUCUUUUGCCUGGAGACGCUGCCCGAGCUGAAGGACGACAAGGACUUCACGGGCACCGUCCACCGCCUCGACAACACCACGGUGAUCUACAAUUCCAACAUCUUCACGGACCCCUUCUUCAUUGUGGAAACCCUGUGCAUCAUCUGGUUCUCCUUCGAGCUUGUGGUGCGCUUCUUCGCCUGCCCCAGCAAGACGGACUUCUUCAAAAACAUCAUGAACUUCAUCGACAUUGUGGCCAUCAUCCCCUAUUUCAUCACCCUAGGCACUGAGAUAGCGGAGCAGGAGGGGAACCAGAAGGGCGAGCAGGCCACCUCGCUGGCCAUCCUCAGGGUCAUUCGGUUGGUCAGGGUUUUUAGAAUCUUCAAACUCUCCCGCCACUCUAAGGGCCUCCAGAUCCUGGGCCAGACCCUCAAAGCUAGUAUGAGAGAGUUAGGGCUGCUCAUCUUUUUCCUCUUCAUCGGGGUCAUACUGUUUUCUAGUGCAGUGUACUUUGCCGAGGCGGAAGAAGCUGAGUCGCACUUUUCCAGUAUCCCCGAUGCUUUCUGGUGGGCGGUGGUGUCCAUGACCACUGUAGGAUACGGUGACAUGUACCCUGUGACAAUUGGAGGCAAGAUCGUGGGCUCCUUGUGUGCCAUCGCUGGUGUGCUGACAAUUGCCCUGCCCGUACCUGUCAUUGUGUCCAAUUUCAACUAUUUCUACCACCGAGAAACUGAGGGGGAAGAGCAGGCUCAGUUGCUCCACGUUAGUGCUCCUAAUUUAGCCUCUGACAGUGACCUCAGCCGGCGCAGUUCCUCCACUAUCAGCAAAUCUGAGUACAUGGAGAUCGAAGAGGAUAUGAAUAAUAGCAUAGCCCACUUUAGACAGGCCAAUAUCAGAACUGGCAAUUGCACCACAGCUAACCAAAACUGUGUUAAUAAGAGCAAGCUACUGACUGAUGUUUAAAAAAAACCAAGCAAAGAAAAUAAAAAGCCCCCACUUAGCAGCAGCUUAAAGACUUUAAACCAACCAACCAAACCAAACCCGGAGUGACCAAAGUCACUCUUUGUAGAUACUUUCCUAAAUAGUCUUUGAAUGCUCUAUUUAACUGUCGAUGCAUUGUUGCAUUGCCGAGGUGAUGUUGGGGGUGGCGAACCAGAAGCUUUCAGGAGCCAUAAAAAAAAAAAAAAAGAACCUAUUUUCAUUUUAUUAAAAAAAACGGGAAAAGAAAGUGUAUUUUCUAAAACUGGUUUAAAAUAACUCAGUCCAUGAACUAGUCUAGGUAAAAUAAGAUUCAUAUGCUUCCCCAUUUUUAAUCCUUGGUGGCUUCUUUCAUUUUCUCCUUUUAACUAAGACUCAGAUGAUUGAUUAGAAAUAGGACAUUAACAUUUGCAUGGGACUCCAAGAUGAAAUCUUUGCAAACUGCACAGCACACUUACAAAGUGCAUCCAAUGUAUUAGUUGUAACAUGAUAGACCAGCCGAAAUGGGCAACGACAGAUGUUUUUAUUUUGAUCAACUGAACUGCAUAUUGUAAGGUGAAAAAAAUUGACUCAAGACUGGUUCACACAGCACCUUAUAAAUCUGGUCCUGGUCUGUAGGGAUCUUUUUUUCCCUCUGCCCCCUUCCCUUCGGAUUCAAACUCUUAAGAAAAAGAUAACUGAAUGAAAUUCACUGUUUCCUCUGCAGUGCUGCUAAGAUUUUCAACUGCAGAUGUGCCCAAUGGGUCUUUUCUCACCAGUCCUGCACCCUGACCCUUGGCCUCCAGAACUGGAUGUAAAACCAUAGCCUCCUUAUUGCAAGAGAGCACAAAUGGAACCAAGUGUUAGCAUGUUUGAAUCUGAUCAUAUUUCUUUUAUAAUCGCAUGCCGAGAACGUUAACUCAGACAAUAGGGAAUAAGCUUACGUUGGAAUCGAGUCUUCGAAAACUAGAUCCGUCUUCAUUUGCAUUCACCAAAAGUGCACUCCUUCAUUUAUUAACUCUUUUUAUUAGUCAAUUAAGUACUGUAUUUAAGUACCUACGUUAGUCAGAUGGGAACAAUCACUUUUUUGGAGUUCAAGCAUGUUCUCUUAUUCAGCAUUAUGGCCUAUUUGAUUCAAAGGUGUACCUUGAAUUAAUUACUGCAUGAUUUAUUUAAUGUAAAGACAUUUAAAAAAAUAAUAAAAACUACCAGUUUGUGGGAUGAAGGGCCCAAAAGAAAUAAUGGGGGGUGGGGGUGGGGGGCACUCCGUCAAUUUUCCUGCCUUUGCUCAGGGAAAUGUCAGGCUUCUGUGCAGAUGUAGGCAGAGAGGGGACCAAUAUGCCCAUCCCUUAAAGGGAAGCUCUAUGGAAAACUAAGUUAGUGAGGUAUGUAUAGCAACACCUAAGAACACGUAUUCUUUCUAGCUGAAGAUAACCACAAGCAAAACAAACAAACAAAAAAAAGGUGCAAUACUGCAUGUUUUUUGGUGCAUUCUUAAGAUGUAAAUGAAAAUGUUUAUCCACUGUAUGCAUCCAAAGCAGAGCUCAUUUCUUUUUGCAGUCGUGGUUUGAAGUCUGUAGAGACUUCGGCCCUCCCCUUGAGGCUCCCUGAAGACACUCAACCAAUUGAUUUAAUAGUUGCUUAGUGCCUUUAUCCUGUACCCACAGCGAACUGCAGAAAGUGCCUCCAUUAACACAGCAAAGAAGUUAUGUAACCAAGGGGAGGAAGGGUGGGGGCGCAGAUAUUUUGCUUUUCCUUUUCCCACCCUCCCUAUCUCACGUCACAACCAUGGGGACACCCUGCCAUCCCAUACCCUGGACUGGAGAGACCCGGGAGGGUGCUGCUUCUCUGGCCACCCAGUGGACAUGGUCCCUUUGGCAGCUUGACCUGGGAUGGAGACCGGGGUCUGAGACCCAUCUUCGAACUGGACAUGAGCCAUGAACUUGCAAUUUCCUCUUCUCCACCGGAAGCCAAUAUAAACUCUUGGAGACAUUGUGUCCUGGAAGGGGUCACCCUGGACAAGCAAGGCUUCCUCUGGUCCAGCCCAGCAGGCCUUGUGUAUUUCCAUCCCUCUCCUCUGUUUGCUGCAGCACUUUGCCGCUCUCCGACAGUCUGAUCUUUGCAGGCAUCGUUGUGGAUGCAGAAUGCUCAGUUCAGAAUAGCCUUUCCCAGGCUUUCCCUCCUGGCCCAUCCCCUUCAGAUAUUUCCUAGGUUGUGCCUGUGAUAUUCCCACCCGGCAGUCAUUUCUCAGGCUGAACGUCUAACUUCUGCUGCCCCUGUCACCCACUCCAGAGAACGGUGGGGACCCCGUGCCUAGCUGAAAGGGAGUCACAUCACAUGGGCCUCUGGAGGCCAGCAGCUGCCCACCCACGUGGAGGCACUCCCUGCCUUUCGAAGGACCCGAGGUGGGGAGCUUCCUUCUGCACUUAGCAUGUGGCCACCUGCUGCCCAUUGCUUUUCAUCCCUGCGCUGCUGCUUCUGGAAUUCAUCUCUGUGACUUCCCUCUUCCCACCACCCCGCGUCCUACCCUAGAACGAGCAGGGAGGCGAGAAACCAAGAAACCAGAGUUACUUACACCCAGGCUGGCUGACUCAGUUGAAAGAAAGAACGUGGAUGUUAUAUUUCCCUGUGCAGCUUCUGUGAUUCCGUAAGACAGACAUGACAACCGAGGAAGACAGGGGCCAAGGACCGCACGGCAUCCGAGCACAGGGUGUCUGACCCUCCCUGUGAUGCUUCCUUCUCAUUUGAACUUGACUCCUCCUGGCUCUUCCUCCUCUAUCUGUUUAUAAGUCUCCUGUUGGGGAAAAAAAGGCCAACCUCCUCCCCAUCCCUGGGGAUUAUCUUGAUCUUUUAUUUAGACUUUGAGGUCGAGGACACACGGAACUUGAAAUGCUGCACAAUGUCAACAGCAAUAAUCCGCUCAGGACUGUGGGAUGGAUGGGUCAGAGGAUGAGAAAACGGGACCAGAACUGCAAAGACUGGCUUUGGCUGCCCGGUCCGCCUCUCACAGCUCCACACUGCUCUGGGUCAAUCCUCCUGCAUGUGUUCCAGGGAGCAGCGAUGCAUGCAGUAAACCUGUCGGCCUGGGACGGGGCUGAGCUGUUAACGAAGUGGGGUGGUUUGGGGGAAAUGAAUGCUCCUUACCCAUCUGUAGCUCAUGGAAACCAUGUGACUAAGCCCAGGGUGCAGGGAUUAUCUGUGUAGCAUAGGCAUGCAGAGCUGGACGAAGCUCUCCCCCCCUUGCACAGGAAGGUGCUGAAAUGUUUUUGUGGACCUGAAGGUGCACUUAACAAAACUGCCCAUUCGGGAAUGACUGUCUUUCGGUUUACUUCCCUCGAUUUGUUUUCUUGGGCUUUUUGCCUCUUCAUCCCUUCCCUAGAUCUUGAGCUUUAAUGGCUCCUGCCUUGACUACUGCUUUUCUCCCGAAGGAGAAGACGGCUGACCUGCUGAGAGCCAUAACUCAGCUCUUCCGGUGUGGGAAGGCCCCCGUUCCAUUGGGGCGGGGGUGGACAGUGGAAGGGCUGGGUCACACCAGGCCUGUUGGCCAUCCCAGAAGCCCUGAAGGGGUUAACUCACCUCAGGUGAUCUGAAUGCGAGAGACCAAAGACACUGUCCUCAGAGUCGAGGAAGACAGAUGAUGGCCAGGAAAGGCUUUUGGUUUUGCCUCUCCUGGCCGCUGUCUGUGCACAGCCAUUCCUCAGCACCCCCUUGAGAGGUGAGUUCUGAUGAUCGCUUAAAGCAGUUUGUUGGGAGCGUGUGUGCCAGUUCGCCUAGCAAAAUCAAAUAAUCCAGGAGCAAAUUCUUCUCCUGGAAUACGGCCGAGGGCCACUCCUUCCUCUGACUGUGGAGGCGUGACUCAUUCGAAGAUAAACGAGGAUACUUGGAAGUGGUGAGUGAGGGACAGAUGUCUUCAAGCAGAAAUUUGGUUUAGUCCAUCAAGGUCCUUCUUCACAUUGUGAAGAGUUACAGAUUUUUCAAGUGAGUUGACAUCCAAAGAGCUGGGAGAAAUAGUGUCCUAAUCCCCUCGUUUAGUGUAGGAGACCUCAAAACACAGGCUCUUUAAAAACCGAAUUCCUUGUUCGGUGGAUGGGAUUGAAUCAAAGGAGAAAGGGCAGCUUACUCUCUCCCAGGAGUGACUCGCUCCUGGGGAUGGUGACGCGUGGUGAGUGUAACCACCCACCGUGCAGAAUUGUUAGAAAAGCGACCACUAGACAGCCCUUUUUAUCUUCCUGCCUUUUCAAGAAAGGAUGGAAGUUGUUUGAUGUUUACGUUCAUUUUAAGAAGACAAAACACACAUUUUUCAACCAGACCCAACCCGAGCUAAUCGCCGUCUCAGGAGGUGGCCUCUCGUCCACCACAUGGUGUAUUUGUGCUUAUAUUUAUACCGUGGAAGUUCAGGGUACACACGUCCAGCAUGACUCAGGUAGCACUUAGAAGAAUGUACGUUACUUUAUCAUUUUUGUAAAGAUGCGAACAGGAGCAGAGCUGUUAACCACAGCUCUUCCAUCCCCUUGGGUCACUGUGCAAACUCAAUCAGGGUCUGGAGGUAAGGUGGAGACGACUGGGUGUCCACAGCCAGUCUCUUGGCUCAGGCAAAAUGACCACGGGCUUUCUUGGGAAGCCCCGGUGUCUGUAAGGGGUAAGGGCCGGCUGCCCUCAGGACCCCAGCGUUAAGGAGCUUAGCCCUAGUUGCAGUGAUUUUCAUCUGGGGGCUAACUAGGAGUUUACUGUUAAUGGCACGAGACUUUAAAGAGGAGAGGAAAGUUUUGUGCCACAACUGGAGAAGAAAUGGUGUAAGGAAAGAAAGCCAAACGAAACACAAAGAUCCCUUGCGAAAUAUUCCAGGUCAAAAGUGUCACCUUUCCAAGACCCACAGACACACCUUUUUCUUCUCUCCAGUGCAGUUUAGGAAUCGUUUCUCCAGCAGCUGUGAAGUGGAAAGCAUGGACUCUCUAUGAUAUACCUCCGCUAUUAAAAGCAAAGUACUACCCAGGUUAAAAGUACCAAUUGAAUAGUCUUAAUAAGUGCACCAUCAGGAUGACAAACCAUUGAAGCUGAGCAAGCGCUCUUUCUUUUCUUGAGUUUGCCCGUCGCUUACGCCUUGAGUUAAAGGAUGUGUCUCACUUUCACCUACUGUGCAUUUCCCCUGCCCUGUUUCCUAGGUCAGGUAGAGGACAUUGAAUGUUAGGAACUGGGAACCUAAUUGAAGCGCAUAGUUUCCAUCUAUGCAAUUUUACUUGCUUCUGUCACUUUAUGAUCUGUUCAUAUUUGGCAUCAAUUAAAGAUAAUUUUUAAGGAUCUUA